This is a messenger RNA of Chrysoperla carnea, 630 nucleotides long. RefSeq lists its product as uncharacterized. Lineage: Eukaryota; Metazoa; Arthropoda; Insecta; Neuroptera; Chrysopidae. The transcript has 5 exons. Bases 84 to 500 code for a protein of 138 amino acids. The record is from RefSeq and is a predicted model, not a curated record.
UCAUAAUCAUAAUUAAUAAAUUCUAAUACAAAUGAUUAAAACACGUGAUUUUAGAUAAUAUUAAAAAAAAAAGAUUUAGGGCAAUGUCUGCUUCACUUGUACGGAAAAGUUUACAAUUAGUGGAUAGUAACAAUACCAAAGAUCAUCGAAAGAAACGUGGGUCUUCAAAUCAACAAAAAAGUCAUUUUCUUACCAAAUCUAUUUUGAAAAAAGGAAAGAAAGAGAAAGUUAACCUAUUACAAGUUCAAAAAAAAUUAACUGUUGAAGAUAUAAAAAGAGAAUUACGAAACAAACAAAAUAAAUUACAAGAAAAUGUAGAAAAGUUAAAAAAAUUACAUAAAUCUGUUGAGUUAGAUCCAGAAACUACACAAUUGAUUUUGGAACGAGCUAUUCAGAAAAGACCUGUCAGUAUACAAAGUACUCAAAAAGAGAAACCUGAGGAAUCCAUAUUUACCGAACAAGAUCUUAAAGAUAUAGAAGAAGAAUAUUAUAAAGAAUGAACGAUGCUACAUUAGGUCAAAUAUUAUUAAUAUUUUCUGGAUGUUUUGUAUUCUAUUAUACAUUCUGGGUGAUUGUUUUGCCACUUUUACCACUUUCAAGUGACAACAUCUUAUUCUCGAUAUUCCCAGA